This is a messenger RNA of Symbiodinium sp. CCMP2592, 2337 nucleotides long. The record is from the annotation of a GenBank genome assembly. NCBI's taxonomy places the organism in Eukaryota, Dinophyceae, Suessiales, Symbiodiniaceae.
AUGCGUCAAAGGGAGGAGAGCGGAGAGCAGUCUGACAAGGCCUGCCCCAUGGUCAUGGCCGGCUGGUCCUUCGUGCGGCUGACUCCGGAGGAAGUGCGCAAGGGUGCAUUGCUGACGAGUGCUUAUGACGUCUUCAUUGUUCCCGGUGGAUAUGCGCCGAACUUCGCUGCAGCAUUGGGCGAUCUCGGCGGCGAACGCAUUCGAGACUUCGUCAAGGCUGGCGGUGGCUACGUCGGCAUUUGCGCCGGGGCAUACCUCGGCACCUCAUGGGGCUACGACCUGCUUCCGGUGAAUGUUCUGGACAUUGACCACUGGGAUCGUGGCAAGACUGAUGCAUGUGAGCUGAGCGCAACUGAUGCUGGAAGGCGCAUUGCUGGCAAAACCCUGCCCGCGACAUUCGCCGUGCGCUAUGCCAACGGCCCACUUCUGGAGAUCCUGGACUCCUGUGUGGAGUCCUUUGUCGAUUUUCAGUCGCAGCUGCGCGGGAAGCGGGGUACGUAUCCACCCUUGAUGAAGGGCUCUCCGGCUCUUCUCGGUGGACCUCUCGGUAAAGGCCGAGUGCUCUUAGUCUCACCGCACAUCGAAGGCACCAAAGAGCUGGGCGACUGCUUCCGCAGCUUCGUGCGCUGGACGGCCGAAGCCGGCCGGCCCGACACGACCGCCACGACGAAGCCAGCAGCCACAGCAGCGGCGCCAGAUGCGAGUGCAACGCAGCCGAGCAGCGUGUUUCGGGAGGCAUCGGAAGUGCCAAAGGCAGCGCCGAAGGAGGCAGCGCCGAAGGCAACGGAGGCAGAGAUUGUCGAAAUUUUCCGGAAGUUUGAUCUUAACGGAGACGGUCUGCUGGAUGCGUCGGAGCUAGAAGCGCUGCUGAGUAGCCUGGAUGAGGAGGCGGAGCUCGGUCGUGGAUUAGUAGAGCUGAUCGCAAAGAUGAGGCUCCACGAGAGCAAAGGCAUCCCAUACGAGGAGUUAGUUGCUUGGGUCUUUGGAGCGCCGUGCUCCUUCGACCGUCCCGAUAUCGAAACCGAUGGGGAGGAAGAUGCCAUCAUGGACAAGAUGUCCAUGGUGCGAAUGCAGUGCCUGGCUCAGUUUCAUAGCACGGAUGAGACUGGUGCCGAGCCUGGACCACCGCAGCUCGCACGGACUUGCAGUGACUGCUGCGGAGGAAAGCCGCAGGUCGUGUCCAACGAGCGCUUGGAGGCCUCCGUCGUUACCAUCCAACGCGCAGCCCGUGCGCGGACGCUGAGCAAAGGUGCAGAAGACAUCGGUCAGACCAUGUCUCAAGCCCCUGACAAGACGGAGACCCCGGAAGCCGCGGCGAAGGCGAAGCCCAAGGCAGUUCCCAAAGCAACUCCGAAAGCUCCACCUCCUAAAGCAGCUCCUCCUGCAGCUUCGGGGCCUAUUCUUAAAAGGGGUGGCCUCGACUACAUCUGUUGCCUCGGGGGGCCGGUACUGAUUACCGCACCGCAUUCCAUCAAGAUCGUCCGUGGCGGCGGUGAGACCCAGGAGCGAACUCGUAACCACAAGCGUGAGCGUUGGACGGCCGAGAUAUCCAUGAUCGUGGCACGGGAGCUCUGUCGGGCUGGUUCGCCGGCAUCCGUGAUGGUCUGGAAUCGUGCGGCGGGCCCCGGCCACGGGCGACUGGAUCCCAACUACCUCCUGGCCUCACAGUUCCGUCUGUCGCCCUGGCAUCGGGCACUGCACCGCUGGGCAUCUACUGUGGGAGGCGGCGGGCCAGGCUCAGGGGCGGGCAUACCUUUGCUGCACGUGGAUCUGCAUGGCAAAGUCUCGGAGAAGCUACACCUGGAUUUGGGUGCAGCGCCCCUGGAGGAGGUGUGGCCUGCCUCGGACCAAAGCUUCGUGAGGGCCCUGAAAUACAACUUCUGUGCCAAGCUGGACAAAGUUCUGGCUGACUGUCGUGUACUGUCCUUGAAGGGGAAGCAGAUCAAAGUAGAUGCGGACCCCUGUUUGCACGGCUUCUGGGGAGAAGACACCGUGACCACCAUCUCCCACCAGUCGGUUCUUCUCGGCAUCCCUGCAGUCCAGUUUGAGAUGCCGCCGCGACUGAGAGAGCAAUUGGUCACGGACCCGGAGCUAGGUCGGCGCUUUGCCGAUGCCAUCGCAGAGGUUUACCGAGACGUGGUCACGCCUUGGUGGGCUGCUCGAAACGCCUCCCUCUCUGCUUGGCCUCGGCUGUACCCCAUCGACCCGGCUUUGGCUGAAGAUGUGGAGGAGACUCCACCACGCGGAGGCAUGGAGCAGUUUGAGCCCUGGGCCAACCAAAUGGUCGCCGAGUUCCUCCAGAUCGAGAAGAUGUCCACUGCGGAGCCGCAAAUUUGA